This is a messenger RNA of Aricia agestis (brown argus), 1388 nucleotides long. RefSeq names its product methyl-CpG-binding domain protein 3 (gene MBD-like). The transcript is spliced from 5 exons. Bases 258 to 1007 code for a protein of 249 amino acids. Gene Ontology annotation, molecular function: DNA binding. The record is from RefSeq and is a predicted model, not a curated record. NCBI's taxonomy places the organism in Eukaryota, Metazoa, Arthropoda, Insecta, Lepidoptera, Lycaenidae.
UUUUUUUUAUCAAAAUAUAAUAAAUAAUAAAUAAAAUUAUAAUAAAUCGAGUAAUAAGGAUUUCGGACUAACGAGACUUAACAUUACGGAAUAAAAUGUUGAUAUAUUCAAAGAUAUUGAAGCGAAUGACCCGGUGGUGAACUGGUGGCUGAUGGUGGUCCCAUAUUUUGUGAUUGAUGCCAUCCCCUUAAUAGUCUGAGAUUGAUGCUAAUUAUUUUCAGCGUGCUUUGUAACUUGUUUUCAAUAACUCUACCAGUAUGAAUAUUUCAAUCGAAAAAAAGCGUUCCGACUGCGCAGCAUUACCAAAAGGUUGGCAAAGAGAGGAAGUGAUAAGAAAAACUGGUCUCUCUGCUGGAAAAGUUGAUGUUUAUUAUUAUAGCCCAACAGGUAAAAAGUUCCGCAGUAAGCCGGAACUAGUCCGAUAUCUCGGUGAUAGUAUGGACCUAUCAUGUUUCGACUUCCAACAGGGUCAGUUUAACACUAUGAUGCUGUGCAAGGCCAAGAAAGCUCGAGCGCAGUUUGAUUACAGAGGUGUGCGUUCUGACGCGUCUCUCGUGCCCCCAAUCCGACAAACUGCAUCAAUUUUCAAGCAGCCAGUAACAGUUUAUAAAACACAGGAGAGCAAAGUGAAGACGGACCUCAAACAUGGCUCACAGGAGAAACCCAAACAACUGUUUUGGGAAAAACGGUUGGAGGGUCUAACAGCUUGUGAUGCAAAUGGUGUCAUUGGAACUACUUCUCUGCCUAAGUACAUUAAGUCUUUGGGUCCAUAUGUAUCUGAUGCUACCACUAUACAGUCACUUGCUACUGCACUACAUGUGUCAUCACAACCUAUUACAGGUCAGACAGGAUCAAAGCAGACGAUAUUGGAGAAUCCAGGCGUUUUUUUAAACCCUGAGCAGCCGUUAAUCGCGGCAGUGACAAUUACUAAGGAGGACGUACGAAAGCAGGAGGAGCGUGUUAAGAAGGCCCGAUUGAGGCUACAGAAGGCUCUGGCGGUUGCUUAGGACAACGCCGGCGGAGACCAAGAGGACUCCGCCGCCGCGCCCACAGAAGAGCCCGUCGAACAAAUGCUUCCUGACUCCACAGAAGACACCGUGGAAUCUCCCAAACCGUCAAUAUCCGAAGCGAUAGUUGACAGCACAAAUUAAGUGACUAGACCCACUGAUCUGUAUGUGCAGGUCAGAGAAUAGAUCUCAGCGAGAUUGCGCCAUUCGUCCGAGUCUUAAUUUGCGUCCAGAUUAACGCCUCUAGUCCACCGACGCAUUCGCAUGCGGCAGCGAAAACUGUCAAAUUCUGCCAUACUGAAUUUCGCAAACGCUUUGUCUCGCUCUAACGUUAGCUUAAGGGGGCGACUAACCCUAAAGUGUCGAUUUUAUAAUUCAUGU